Messenger RNA from Eufriesea mexicana, 3884 nucleotides. RefSeq lists its product as uncharacterized. The transcript has 6 exons. The coding region runs from base 156 to 3884 and encodes 1242 amino acids. NCBI's taxonomy places the organism in Eukaryota, Metazoa, Arthropoda, Insecta, Hymenoptera, Apidae. The record is from RefSeq and is a predicted model, not a curated record.
GUUGAAUAUUUCUUUUUCGAUAUGGCCACCGAAAGGUUUUAUCGAAAACAAAAUUAAAGAACGAAAAAUCUACACGGACGGAAUUACUGAGAGUGACCAUCGUGCAUUGGUAAUUUGAAAACGUGGUGAGAAUUUUUCAUAGACGUGGGUCAACCAUGCAAAACUUUGACGAUCUCGACAUAGAGGGACGCAAUCCCUCUCAUUUAUCAGAAGCAGAUAAAGAGAAGGAAGAAUAUGAUCGAAAGCGUUUAAUGAGGAGCAGUGUCACUGCUGAAGAUGGCACGCUCAGACCUGUGUAUUCUGAAACAGAAGAUGGUGAUAUAUGGUGUCAUAUAUGUAAUAUUGCUCUGUUUGGAGCUCAUAAGUUACUAAAUCAUAAUAUGUGUAAUCGUCACAAAAUGAAAUUAAAUGAAUGGCCAUAUCCAGUUUUAUUAUGGUCCAAACGUUCAGAUAUUGUGAAAACAGCUCCACCUGUACAGUCAACUGCCAUUGGUGAUGGUCUGGCCCCUGGAGAACCAGUACCACCUGGCAUGGAAGAUCAAAUAACUAGAACAACAACGAUUCAGAUGAGUCUGGAUCGACACAGAAGUUCUCCACUCGUUGGUCUUGAAUAUCUGCUUGAACUGGUUGAUAAUGAUUCUUGUGAACCCAGUUAUACAUGUGUUUUGUGUGAUAAACGAGGUGAUCCUCGCACUGUUAUGGCUCACAUUACCAGUUAUAACCACAGAAUAACUUAUCUAAAUAGACAUUUCCCAACAAUAUCGCGAGCAAUUACGGAAUUACCGCGUACUCCGAAUUAUAAGCGUGGAGCUAAUGAAAUAUCUGUGUUAGUGGCUAAGAAGAUUGAAGAGCGAUUUGGAAGAUUACAACCGCAGUUGGUAGACAAGAAUCAAUUUGAAAAGAAUAAAAUGCAAUAUAUCAAACGGGUCUAUCAGGAUUACCACUUUAGGGAAACGCCAGAGUUAACAUUUAUGGAUGUUUACGAUGUGCGAUGGGUAACAAACUUUGAAGAGAAGAUGGCAGAAAUGACUGGUAAUAGUAGUACAAAGAAAGAUUCUCAACCUAUCGAUGAGAAGCAAGACGAUAAACAUAAAAGUGAAGACAAGAAAAAUGAAAAAUCAUCACCGAAGAAAACAGAUUCAAAGACAGAUACUACAAAAUCGGGUUUCAAGAUUCGUAUUCUCACGAGGGAUAAAUUAAAUAUCCGUAAACCCCUAGAUAAAGACGAAGAAAACGUGAAAAAGUCCCCCAAACGUCCCUCUGACGAAACAAAAUCUCUCUCGUCACUUUCAAGCAUAUCGAGUAGCCCAUCGCCAUCGCGUUCGAGGUCACGAUCACCUAUCCGUAGUCGUAAGGCCAGUUCAGUAGAUAAGAGUGGUAAAUAUCGUAGUAAAUCGCGAUAUUCGCGGGAUCGUACCCGUUCUCGUACUCGUUCGCGUUCACGUUCUCCGGAACCACUUAGAGAGCGAGAUAAAUGGGAUAAAUAUCGAGAACAAAUUCGACGCGCCGAAGAAACACUUGAUCGCGCGUUAAAGUUUCAUGAGAAAAAUCCAGAAAAGCAUCCGUCUUAUCCUGACGAAUGGAAAAAGUUUUGGAACAGACGGUAUAAAGAAUUGCAAGCUGAAGGCAAAGAUCCAAGUAAACAUGAUUUUAAGCCGGAGUGGAUCGAGUUCUGGAACAAACGAAUGCGUGAAAUUCAUAACGAACAGUUACAACAGCGAAAAGAAGAAAUCAGGAAACGAUUAGAAUUGCCGGAAGAUAAACCACCAGAAAAAUGGAUUCCGUCAAAUAGGCGUGAUAGAUCGCCCAAGAGAAGUCGCCAUCGUGUAGAAAGCGAUGAUGAGGUGGAAUAUGUUGGUACAAAAACAAUUAAGACGGAUUAUUAUGAUCGUCAUGAUAUGAGGGAACGUGAUUAUGCGUAUUCUUCGUACAUGCGUGGAAGAGGAAGUAUGUACAGAAGUAGUUAUUAUCCUCGGGGUAUUCCGCCUCGCACAAGAUCGAUACAUUACGCGACACCAUACCCGGUAAAAGAUAAGUCACCGAGUCCUAUACCAGAUGAAGUAUUGAGUGAAGACUUAGAAGUUGUUGGUUUACUGCGAUUACUUACGGCACUGGAGGGUCAAUUAGGCUCUCUUGGUCCGAAAAUAGUAUCCCUCCUUUCAAAAGCAUUAGCAGCAGAAAAGGCGAAACCUAAUUCUGCCGAAGAGUUAUUAUACGAUGAAGAAGUGAGUGUACUGUUUGAAACGGUUAAGGAAAAGUUAAAAGGUCAGUUAUUUGCGGGCAUGAUAGAAAAAAUGGCUAUAACGCCAACGAAAUCCGCGAUACAAAAUAUUGCUCAAUUGCUGCAUAAGGCAGCGGAGAACAAAAAGAAAAUGGAAGAGGAGAAAAAGAAGAAGCGGGAAUUGGAAGCUGCGAGGUCGACGAGUUACAUACCUAGAACGGUGUAUCCGAGGCCAGUCGAGAUAAUUACACCUGCAAUUAAAUCCGAACCCGUUAGUGUACCUGGUGUUGGUACAGUAGACAAAGUCGCCAUAGCUCAACAAAUAGCAGCUGCUUUAGUAGCACAAGGUAGAUCUAAUGUAUCGCAAGAAGAAUUAGAAACUCUAAUUAAUGCCGUUGUUGGAAUGGCCGAGGCAUCUAAAAACUCGGAUAAGCCAGUAACAACUGCGGAUUUUGUUAAAGGGCUAUCAAGUGGCAAUAAUUCCCUUCCUCAGGCUACAACGCCUGCACCCGCGACUUCGACAAUAGUAGAUACAGUUGAACGCCAAACUUCUAGAAUGGAGAGUUUGUCAGAUACAGACUUGAAGUCACUUUUACAAAAUUUCAAAGACUUAAGUACUCAGGAACAACAUGGACUUAUUAAUUUCUUAAAGAAGUUAGAGAUAACUGAUCCAGUUCGAGUAGAAAAAUUAAGAGCAUUUGUCAAUUUGGGCACGACGUCAAUAGCGACGUCAACACCCAAAAUCAAGUCUCCAACACCAGAAAAAAUGGAAACUAUUACCAAGUCAAAUAGAAGUAUUUCACCGUUCUCCGGGCGCAAGGGAAAUCAAAAUCUUGUAGAGGAGGAAGAUAAAUGGAAACCUAAGAUAGAUAUGUUUGCAAAUGAUGACGAAGAGGAACAGACAAAGAAUGACAAUGAGGAGAAACAGAAAACGAAAUUAGAUCUAUCGGAUGACGAUGACGAUUAUACGUUUGAAGAUAUAUAUAAAGCAGCAGACAAAAAUGUCAACGAAAAUGAGAAAGCGAAGAAGAAAUCACGAGCAUUUUCGAAAUCGAUGUCAAAUUCACCGAGAUCAUGGACGCGCUCUCAUUCUCGUUCGAGAUCGCGCUCUCCCGUACGAUCAAAAGAACUGACGAAAACUAAUGAUCCAAAUGCGAUUUUAAACGAGACCAAACGAUUAAUAGCUAAUAUAAUGGGCGAUCUUCCAAAUAAAUACGUGCCAAAAUCGCAUUUGCAGCUUGGAAAUGAAAGUACUGAUCAAAAUAUGACAAAAUCAGUAGACCCAAUGACUAAUACGUCAACAGCUUCAGUGUCGAACUUUUAUAAUCAAGAUUAUGUUCAAAAUAAUCAAUCUUGCUCCCGUCCACAAGGACCUCCUUUAAGUUAUCCAAAUAUGUCCAAUCAACAGUUUUCAAAUUAUCCUCAACAAGUUUAUAGUGGUAAUCAGGGUUACAUGGACAAUAGUUAUAAUUACCAAGGUUACGGUGGUCUAGGAAAUCAGGGUCAAUACAGUGGACCGUCCAUGACAUCGAAUCAAUAUCCGACUCAACAAAAUUACGAUGGAUCAGCUUAUGCUGGACCACCCACAGGUCAUUCUUCUAGUUAUUCACAGCAACAACCACAGCAAUAUGGAAAUUACGUGCAACAACAGCGUUUCUAUUAA